CGCACAGAGAGCACAUGGCUGCAUGAUUUUGAAACCCCCCUCCAAUAGAAAGCUUAUCAAAGCGUCAUGGCAGCAGAGAACGUGUGCGCCUGUGUAGUCCCGCCCCUGUCAAGUGCGGUGGAGACACGGAAGCAGAAUAGGAGCCUGUGGAUAAUGUGUGUAGGAGAAAAGGGGGAGGGAAUGCUAACACACACACGCACACACACACACUUGCGGCUGAUGUAACAGAAAACUGUGAUCACAAUGAAGUGAAGGUUUUUGAAAGGAAACGGGAGAGGAGAGCAGUCUCUUCCUGUGUUCUGACAAAGAUUACAUACAUCUACAUUUCCUGAUUUACAUCCUUCAUACCGCCAUCAUGUCGCUGCUGACUCAUGUGUUAGCAUGUCUGUUCGGGAUGGGCUCCUGGGUGGCCAUCAAUGGGAUGUGGGUGGAGCUCCCCCUGAUCGUAAAUGAGAUCCCAGAGGGCUGGUACCUCCCAUCCUACCUCACAGUCCUCAUCCAAAUGGCCAACAUAGGUCCUCUCUUCAUCACCCUGAUGCACCGCUUCCGCCCAGGAGCGCUGGAUGAGCGGCCGGUCGUCUACUGCAUCGUGGUGUUGGGGAUCAUCGCUACAUUCCUGCUGGCUUUCUUCUGGAGGCACACGGUGACAAUAGGGAGCUCCCAGCAUAGUUUGCCCCUGCUGGUGUUAAGCUUUCUGCUUUCAGUGGUGGACUGCACCUCCUCCGUCACCUUCCUGCCUUUCAUGAUGCGACUGCGUCCCCAGUACCUCACCACAUAUUUUGCAGGUGAAGGUCUCAGUGGUCUGGUGCCUGCACUGGUGGCUCUGAUUCAAGGUGUUGGUGUAGUCCACUGUCAGAAUGCCACUUUGUCUGAUUCACUAAAUGAAACAGCUGACAAUUCCACUAUAGCUGGCAGUUUUGAGCUAAAAGCCAUCUACCAGCCAGCUAAAUUCUCUGCUGAGGUCUUUUUCCUGUUCCUCAGUGCCAUGAUGGUUGUGUGUCUGGUAGCCUUCACCCUACUCAACCGUCACCCAGCUGUGGCUCGGGAGAGAAAGAACGACCUGUAUUUCAGUGGUGAUCUGGCUCCAGGAAAGAGAGAACAAGGUCUGUCUCUACAUGCCCAGACACCAGAGCAGAAGCCUAUGAUCAGUCCCUUGGACAGGAGUGAACCUCGCAGCUCUUUUGGCACGGGGACAUACAGCAACCUCGAGGUGGUGUUCAUCUUUGUUGUGCUGGCGUGGGUGAAUGCUCUGACCAACGCAGUCCUGCCAUCAGUGCAGUCCUACUCUUGUCUGCCUUAUGGGAACCAGGCGUACCAUCUAGCUGCCACCAUGGCAGCUGUCGCUAACCCAGUGGCCUGCUUCAUCGCCAUGUUUAUACCGAUAAGGUCUCUCAUCUUCAUGGGUUUCUUGACCAUGUUUGGGACUGGAUUUGGAGCCUACAUCAUGGCCAUGGCUGCUCUGAGUCCCUGUCCUCUGCUGGUCCACAGUUCCUCUGGAACCAUCGUCAUAGUGCUGGCCUGGAUCCUGUUUGUCCUGUCCUUGUCCUAUGUGAAGGUCAUCAUUGGAGUGAUUCUGAGAGAUGAGGGCCACAGUGCCCUUGUGUGGUGCGGAGCAGUAGUGCAGUUGGGCUCCAUGGUUGGCGCUAUAUCCAUGUUCCCAUUGGUCAGUGUCUAUGGACUUUUCAAGUCAGGUGAUGCUUGCAACACUAAGUGUCCAAUGUAGUGAGUAAACAUGUUUAAGUGUAAAACAUUACUGUACAAAAGUGAAAUAUGAUUUGCACUCAUUUUAGUAGCACUGAACUCAUUGCAGUCAAGCUUUACAUAUUCAAACUUACUUCAGAGAGGUCGUAGGUGUUUAUCUUCAACUGUAUUACUCCUUGAUGUUUUUAAAUAGGUCUGCUCUCCUUAGUGUCAGAUGGUAGAUUUAUGUUUUAUACAACUAUCUGUAUUUAUUUGACUUAUGGAGUGAGUGCCACACAAGGCUGAAAUUCCACCAACAAUAUCAAUGUCUCAAUCACCACACAGGACCAGAACUGAAUCAUAUUUUACUGCUGAGUGUAUUACAAUUCCAUCUCAAUUCAGAGGUCAAAGCUAUUUUACUUGAACUGUUAAAGGUGCAGUGUGUAGAAUUUAGUGGCAUCUAGCAGAACAGACUUGGCAGAAAUGGAAUAUAUUAUU
Molecule: messenger RNA, 2178 nt
Organism: Thunnus maccoyii (southern bluefin tuna)
Lineage: Eukaryota; Metazoa; Chordata; Actinopteri; Scombriformes; Scombridae
Product: riboflavin transporter 2-like
Exons: 4
Coding region: 356-1723 (455 amino acids)
Biological process (GO): riboflavin transport
Cellular component (GO): plasma membrane
Molecular function (GO): riboflavin transmembrane transporter activity
Source: RefSeq, a predicted model, not a curated record